CCUGCGCAGUAUGCCUCCCCUGUUCCCUAUUCAGUAGUGCCGCCCGCCGGUGUUUCCAGUGGGUGAACCCGGAAGUGGCGCCGCCUUCUCCUUCUCUUCCGCCUUGGAUGCCGCAGGAUGCUGAACGCCCCUUCCCAGGCCUUCCCUGCCCCCGGGUCCCAGCAGAGGGUGGCCCUGGCAGGGCGGAGCAAGGUCCCUUUGAAACCAGGCCGAAGUCUUAUGGACUGGAUCCGGCUAACUAAAAGUGGGAAGGAUCUGACAGGUCUAAAAGGAAGGUUAAUAGAAGUGACUGAAGAAGAGCUUGCCAAACAUAAUAAGAAGGAGGAUUGCUGGAUAUGCAUAAGAGGUCUUGUUUAUGAUGUCACACCAUAUAUGGAGUAUCACCCUGGCGGUGAAGAUGAGUUAAUGAAAGCAGCAGGAUCUGAUGGGACAGAUCUGUUUGAUCAGGUUCAUCGCUGGGUCAAUUAUGAGUCAAUGUUGAAAGAGUGCCUGGUUGGAAGAAUGGCACUCAAGGCCUUUGCUGCUCCUUUGAAAGACAUUUGCCCCAGAGUUCCUGAAGCGAAUGAGCUCUUGAAUGGUACUUUUCCAAAAAGUGAAAAUUUGGAUAGCAGUUCAAAAGACAUAGUUCCCAGUUACAAUUGGUUCCAGAAAGAUGAUUCCGUCACUGUAGUCAUAUACACUAAGCAAAAGAAUAUGAAUCCUGAAUUGGUGAUAGCUGAUCUUCACGAAGGUAAACUGAGAGGGGAAGUCAUAAUGAAGGACUACUCAUACCUUUUACACAUUGAACUGAGUUUUGAAGUGCAUGAGGAUAUCAUAGUACAGGUCUCUGAAAAAGUGGGAAAGGUCGAAUUUGUCCUGACGAAGAGAGAACUGCUGCCUUGGAAGACCCUUGGGCAGCCGCUAGAGAGUCACAACUCUUUUGUAAAGCGCACAGACAGAGGUCUGUGCUACAGAAAAUGCAAAUUGCUGUCAAAGGAAAAUGUCACUCACGACACCAGGCUAUUCUGUUUAACAUUGCCACCAGGAACUCAUCUCCAGGUCCCUGUUGGACACCAUGUUUACCUCAAACAAACAAUUUCAGAUGCUGAGAUAGUGAAGCCAUAUACACCAGUGGCAUCGUCCUUGGUAUCGACAUUCAAAAGCCCUUCUUGCAGUGAUAAGACACACAUAUUUUUCAUGAUCAAGAUAUACCCCAGUGGACUGUUCACCCCAGUGCUCGACUCUUUGCAAAUAGGGGAGUAUAUUUCUAUGAGUAACCCUGAAGGUAACUUCACCACAUUGCAAACUGAAGAGGUAGAAGAACUAUUUUUAUUGGCAGGAGGCACGGGAUUCACACCAAUGAUUAAACUCCUGAACUAUGCCUUGACUAGUAUCAAUACUCUCAGGAUAGCAAAGUUGAUGUUCUUCAACAAAACGGAAGAUGAUAUACUUUGGAGAAGUCAACUGGAGCAAUUAGCCCUUAAUGAUGCAAGGUUUGACAUUCAGUUUGUUCUUUCGGAGCCAAAGGAAAGUUGGCUAGGCAAACAAGGAAGGAUUUCUUCUUCUCUCCUUUCCCAGUUUGUGAAAAGAAGUAAAUGUGAUUCUAAAAUAUUAAUAUGCACCUGUGGUCCACUAGCUUUUGUGGAACAAGGAAUACAGUUUUUGCAAGAUCUUGGACACGCCAGUAAAGAAAUACAUUGUUUUACAGCCUAAAAAAAUUACAACAUCAGGACUCCAUUUUGCUCACUUCACUAAUACAGUAUUUUUUAAAAUUGGAAUUCUUGGAGGGAAGUGUUAUGCAUGAAUACUGUAUUCUUUUCAAGUACUUGAAUUCCCACCUUUUGAGGGAGAUAAUUUUAUAUUUUGCUUUGAAAUUGUAUUUAUUUUUGCUACUAUGUAAAAUUUAAAUUUUAGAUAUAAACAAGGUAGCAUAGUUCACGUGUGUUGAAUAGAUUUCCAUUAUGACCUCCAUCAGAUCCGAUUUAGUAGCAUUCAUUCAACUGAUUACUUUGGCUACAUAGGCACCAGAGACAUUUUAAAAAAUUACAACUUCAUUACUGUAAAAGUCUUCCUAUUGUAGCAAUAUAGUAUGAUGUUAUAUUUAAUGGUUAACUCAGGUAUAUGAUUGUUUUCAGUACAGUCCUGCUGGUGUCAUAAAGCUGUAGUAUUGAAAAUGAAAAGUGUGGGUGUUCUUCCAAAUCGCAGAAGGAAUAACCAUUUUAUAUGCAAAAUUUCUUUUUUGUAUAAUGCUAAUAAAAAACAAGAGAGUGUUGCAUUAAAAUAAAAUGCAUAUCCUGA
Messenger RNA from Anolis sagrei ordinatus, 2277 nucleotides. It is a transcript of the gene CYB5R4, whose product is annotated as cytochrome b5 reductase 4. Gene Ontology annotation, molecular function: FAD binding; heme binding; oxidoreductase activity. The record is from RefSeq and is a predicted model, not a curated record. Lineage: Eukaryota; Metazoa; Chordata; Lepidosauria; Squamata; Anolidae.